AUGACGAGCCAACUUUCUAUGGCUAAGUCGUCUCGACGAGGGCGCGAAUCUUCUCCUACCCCCCCUAACCCGCCGGCCAAGAAAAUGAAAACUUCUGGUGGGCUUCCCGUUCCUGUGCUUUGUGGGACAGACCUCACAAUAGAGAAGUUUGAUGGCCUUGAAAAGUCGGCUCGGGAGAAUCACUUUCAGUAUAUGAAGGAAACAAUUCGACAAUACGAGAACUUGUCAAAAUCAUUGCCACGAAUUGACAGAAAAAUCUUUGAAGAAGGGGAUGAUCGAUUAAGUCAGGAAGAGCAGGAGCAAGCCGCCAAGCAAACGGAAUAUCUCAACGAUAUAUGGGAGUUGAGACUUGAGGAAGAAGUGGAAGAGUUCAACAAUAUAUCGGAAUUGAGACGUGAUACCCCACACAGAGUGACUAGAUGGGAUGAUGAUAAUCUUUAUUGGAUUCCCAAAAAGUCUUUGUUUACGCACUGCACCAGGAGAUAUGCGAAACAAUAUGGAUUCAACACCCAAGGUUUACACCCCCACAUCUCUUCACAGCUCCUCAUGUAUCGCCUGGCUCUUUUUUUGCGCAAGCUGCCGAUUAAAGAGUCUGAUGGUUAUAAGUCUUGCUGGGAAAUACACAUUUUCCACUCAGGCAAGCAAAGCUUUUUAAGGUUUUGGGAUUCUAAAGGCUCUGCGAGAGUUGCUUUUGAUGGUCUUCAAGAGUCUGAAAACGACGCUCUUGAACUACUUAAUGUUCUUACAAAGUGGGAUUUUCCUCAUACUUACGAUGGAGUGAUUGCAGGGAGAAUGGCCUAA
Messenger RNA from Talaromyces rugulosus, 801 nucleotides. RefSeq lists its product as uncharacterized. Lineage: Eukaryota; Fungi; Ascomycota; Eurotiomycetes; Eurotiales; Trichocomaceae. The transcript has a single exon. The record is from RefSeq and is a predicted model, not a curated record. The coding region runs from base 1 to 801 and encodes 266 amino acids.